AUGACUAGACAUAGUAAGAACAAUACAGCGAAUUCUAUUUUUACCUAUCAUGAGAGGAAGAAGGUCAAAGAUUUUAAUACCUUAACUCAGAGGCUAGGUGCCUCGUCUAUGCGUAAAUUUGAGCAGUGCUGGCUGUGCCUUUCAACGGCAGUGAAGCCAGUGACGACCCCGGAAGGUUACAUAUACUGCAAAGAGUGUAUAAUCGUAUCUUUGUCGAAGCAGAUGGAGAAGAAUAAGAAAAAAUUAUCGCAAUGGGAAUUGGAUAUGAAGGCCUGGAAAGAACAAGUUGACGAAUUGAAGAGACAGGAAGAGUCGGAAAAGAAACGUAAAUUAGUAGAGGAAAAUUUGUAUUCACUAGAAUCGGUAAAGAAGCCGAAGGUGUUAGAAACAAAUAAUAAGUUGUUCAAAGAAGACAUUAAAGAGAAAUAUACGGGUAAUUUCUGGGUUUCGCAGCCAUCUAAAGCAGAUGCAGUCAAUUCAAGUUCGAGGAAAGUGGACAUUGAAGAGUUGGAGAAGAAGGCUCCAGUUAAGCCGAAAAGCACGUUGACAUGUCCAAUAUCAGGGAAGCCGCUGAAACUGAAGGACCUGGUGGACAUCAACCCGGAAGUUUCUAACGAGUCAGAUGCGCCGAACUCGGAGGUGGUGUGGCUGUGCUCAGUGUCGAAGAAGCCGAUUCUACACAACCAGGCGUGCGUAUACAAAAAGAACGGAAAGCUGGUGAUGAAACAGUACAUUGGAACGUGCGACGAAGAGGACGCAGCAAACGACGAACUGUUUGUACGCCUGAUUCCAGCAGGAACCGGAUUCGCGUCACACAACAACGUGGAGGCAAAAAAAUUUAGACCAUGUAUGCAGUAA
Theileria orientalis strain Shintoku is the source of this 858-nucleotide messenger RNA. RefSeq lists its product as hypothetical. Gene Ontology annotation, cellular component: nucleus. The record is from RefSeq and is a predicted model, not a curated record. NCBI's taxonomy places the organism in Eukaryota, Apicomplexa, Aconoidasida, Piroplasmida, Theileriidae. Bases 1 to 858 code for a protein of 285 amino acids. Gene Ontology annotation, molecular function: ubiquitin protein ligase activity. The transcript is spliced from 2 exons.